CGUCAAAUUUGUGAUAUUCUGUGGUAAUCGUUUUAGCGAUAUGAAAAUUCGCAUUAUUUAUUUUUACCUGCUUAAUUAAUUAAACGUUGGAUGAAAAUUGUGUAGAGAAUUCAUAUCUCUACACCUUUUGUGUAUUCAUCAUCUUGAUGUUUAACUGUUGUAUACAAUCAGAGGACUCCGCGAAAGGUCCAAUGGCUGCAAUUAGAAAAAAAUUGGUAAUUGUUGGUGACGGUGCGUGCGGAAAAACAUGUUUGCUUAUAGUAUUUAGCAAAGAUCAAUUUCCCGAAGUAUAUGUGCCCACCGUCUUCGAAAAUUAUGUGGCAGACAUAGAGGUUGAUGGAAAGCAAGUUGAGUUAGCAUUAUGGGAUACAGCCGGUCAAGAAGACUACGAUCGUCUUAGACCAUUAUCUUAUCCUGAUACUGAUGUAAUUCUUAUGUGCUUCUCGGUGGACUCUCCGGAUUCUCUUGAAAACAUACCAGAGAAAUGGACACCCGAAGUGAAGCACUUCUGCCCAAACGUGCCAAUCAUCCUUGUAGGUAAUAAGAAAGAUUUACGCAAUGAUCCCAAUACUAUAAAAGAAUUAGCUAAAAUGAGACAAGAACCAGUAAAGCCUCAAGAUGGUCGUUCGAUGGCAGAAAAAAUUAAUGCCUUUGCUUAUUUAGAAUGUUCAGCUAAAAGCAAAGAGGGAGUUAGAGAGGUUUUUGAGACAGCUACUCGGGCUGCUUUGCAGGUCAAAAAGAAGAGAAAGAAUCGUUGUGUCUUGCUUUGAGCCGUAAUGUAUUCUUAUUUUAUAUAAUAUCCGUUGUGUGUUGAUGAUUUCAAGGGGGCUUCUGCAUCAUGUAUGAAACUAACAAAAUAAACCCCUCUUCUUUUUGUUUAGUUCUCUUCUAAAAUUCCUGCUCCCUUUUGUACCUAUGUAUAUCUAAAGUUGUUAGAGUGUGGAAGAAAACUUAUUUCAAAUUAUGGUAGAAGAUUGAAGUAAUCUGAUUUGGCAAAUUUUCACAUAUAAGACCUGUUGAUAUUUUUCAAUAUAAUUGUAAACAUACCAGUUGAUUGUUGCAAACAUGUCAGUUUUUGGGGAGAUUUUUCUUCCAUACUGUGUCUGAUAUUUUUUAUAAUCAAAUUAAAUGUUAACUAGUUAGAAUCUGUCAGUGUCAAUUGCACAAAGUAUAUAUGGCAUGCACAUUUUUCUGGAUUAAACAAUUUUAAAAUUGAAAACUUGUGAUUUCAGUUGAGAAUGAUACGUUUCCUAUAACCUGAUAAUUAUUUUGAAGUAAAUAAUUCAAAAUUUUUUAUUUCUUCUAUAUCGAAGAAGCAUUUUUUUUAAUCAAAUUUUUUUUUUUUUUUCUGAUAUAUUGAUCAAAAGUAUAAAUUUUGUGUUGAUGUUUGAAAGUUUUCUUCAAAUUAUAACAAAUGGAACACUUAAUAACGUCAUGAAUAUUGUAUAAACUGAAAAUAUCAUUUUCCACUUUUUGUACUAAAAUCAAAUUUGCGUUUUUCAUUUAGGUAGAUUAUUUUGUGAGGACUUGCUCGUAUAGCUUUACAAACAUUGAUUUCAAAUGCAGUCACUCAGUUGGGCAAUCGAAGGAGAGAAUUAAGAUGCCCUCUAUUUAUGUAUUUAAGAAUAAGAAGCCAUUUUUGGAUUAUACUGAACAAGUCUUCAUAAUUUAGUAGGUAUCAAAUUAUCCGUAUUUUUUAAGAUGAAUAUUAAAAAUUAUGCAUUAUUUUAUAUAUUAUAUGUAAUAAUGAUCAAUUAUUAUUGAAUUUACAAUUGUCAUAUUUUUGAAUUUGACCAUUCGUUUUUUCAGACACAAGUCUAGUGUCUGAACUGUUAUUGUAGCUUUAAGUUAGUGUGUAUCUUAAAGGUAAAUAAAUUGUUUUCCUUUAUUAAA
Harmonia axyridis is the source of this 1893-nucleotide messenger RNA. It is a transcript of the gene Rho1, whose product is annotated as ras-like GTP-binding protein Rho1. Bases 147 to 770 code for a protein of 207 amino acids. NCBI's taxonomy places the organism in Eukaryota, Metazoa, Arthropoda, Insecta, Coleoptera, Coccinellidae. The transcript is spliced from 2 exons. Gene Ontology annotation, biological process: small GTPase-mediated signal transduction; cell migration. The record is from RefSeq and is a predicted model, not a curated record. Gene Ontology annotation, molecular function: GTPase activity; GTP binding.